Messenger RNA from Penicillium bovifimosum, 534 nucleotides. RefSeq lists its product as uncharacterized. The transcript has a single exon. The coding region runs from base 1 to 534 and encodes 177 amino acids. Lineage: Eukaryota; Fungi; Ascomycota; Eurotiomycetes; Eurotiales; Aspergillaceae. The record is from RefSeq and is a predicted model, not a curated record.
AUGCGAAAACUUUCUCACUCUGGGAAGAUAUCUGUCUCGACAGAUGAAAUUUUCCAUGCAGUACAGAAUGAAACUCCUCGUGGCUGCUACAUGCCAAGAUUUUCGUGUCAUACCGGGGUGACUCCCAUUGUCUUACCGUUCCGCGUCACGUCCACUUCAAUUCCUCCCUCGCCAGGAAUUUCGUCUUCUGGUCAUGCCUCAAGUUCGAGCAUAGGCCUUGCAUCACAUUCCCGCCCACUAUCACAACUUCCCUCCGGCCGCGAAACUCAUGUCCUUGUUCUACUCGUUCUCGAAGGAAACCCGAAGCGGGUUGUCCAAGGCUUUGAGAACGGUGUUGAAAACCUGCCAGCCAAGUUCAAAGUGGAAAUCACAGAUGCCUAUGAAACCAAUGCAUCUGCAGGAGUCUUUGUGCGCAUGACUUGGGAGGCAUAUGCACGGUUCUCGUCAACCGUAGAGCUAGACGAACUCCUUCCUGUGAUCGGGCCAUCACUGAUUCACACACAUGAGCUCCACGAGAUUCCGGUCCGUGGCUGA